UCCCGGUUCUGCUCCCCGCCCGGCCCGGCCCGUCCAGCCGCCGGGAUGAUCAACGCCAUCCUGGUGUUCAACAACCACGGCAAGCCGCGGCUCGUCCGCUUCUACCAGCACCUGGCAGAGGAGGUCCAGCAGCAGAUUAUCCGAGAGACUUUCCACCUGGUGCUGAAGCGGGACGACCACAUCUGCAACUUCCUGGAGUGCGGCAGUCUGUUUGGCGGCUCGGACUACAAGCUGAUCUACCGCCACUACGCCACGCUGUACUUCGUUUUCUGCGUGGACUCCUCGGAGAGCGAGCUGGGCAUCCUGGACCUCAUCCAGGUGUUUGUGGAGACGCUGGACAAGUGCUUUGAGAACGUCUGUGAGCUGGACCUCAUCUUCCACAUGGACAAGGUUCACCACAUCUUGCAGGAGGUGGUGAUAGGCGGCAUGGUGCUGGAGACCAACAUGAACGAGAUCGUGGCGCAGGUGGAGGCCCAGAGCAAGCUGGAGAAGGUGGAGGGGCUGGUGGUCACUGGUCGCUCCCGUCGGCAGGGAGGCCUCUCGGCCGCUCCUUCCCGCGCGGUCUCGGCUGUGAAGAACAUCAACCUGCCAGAGAUCCCUCGCAACAUCAACAUCGGAGACAUCAACAUCAAAGUGCCCAACCUGUCGCAGUUCAUGUGAGCGUCCCGUGGCGGGGAGGGCUGCCCACGCACGCGGGCCGUGGCCUGGGCUGGCUGGGGGAGAGGAGCUGGGCUCCGCUGGGCUCCCUGUGCCCCUCCUGGGUCUCUGCCCACCCUGGCCCGGCCUGUGCAGCAGGAUGGUGUGAUGCCGGGGGGCCUGUGCUGGCUGGCAGAGGGUAGGGAGCGGUGAUGGGGUGUGGGGCUCAGCAAGAAUGGGGUGGUGCUGCCCGCCUGUCUGUCACCUUGGACCUGGGCUUGGUUCUGCUCUCUGGUCUCCCAACAACAAAGGUGGCCUUCCUUCCCCUUCCUCUUCCCUCCCCAUGGAUGUGCAGCCUCUCUCCUCCCUGUGGGGGGAAGAGCCUCUCCCAGCACUUCUUGGAAUUCCUGCUUGUAAAAAUGCACCUGUAGCUGGUGGCUCCUGGAGGAGCCGUAGGUUGUCAUCUCCUCCAUCCUCCCUGGGCUGGGCUGUCCCCUGCCCGACAUCCCCAUGCCCGCCCUGGUCCUGCUCGCUGGGUCUGGCACCCCAGGCUGGGAUUGGUACCAACCAGGGCUGCUCAUCGGAGCUGCUGCGAGGUCUGGAGCCGGGGCCAGCAGCGGUGGUACCUGCUAGACUGGGAGACACCGGCAGUGAGCGGGCAGGGAGCUGCCUGCUGCCUCUGCCUGGGCUGGGCAAGCCUGUGCCGAAAGCUGCGGGGAAGAGCAGCCAGCUUGCAGGCUCGGGGCCAGGCCAGGCUGGGGCCUCCUGGAGCAUGUCUCUGUGUCCUAAUAAACCACCGUGUCAACCUG
This is a messenger RNA of Gavia stellata (red-throated loon), 1445 nucleotides long. RefSeq names its product adaptor related protein complex 3 subunit sigma 2 (gene AP3S2). The transcript has 6 exons. The record is from RefSeq and is a predicted model, not a curated record. Gene Ontology annotation, cellular component: intracellular membrane-bounded organelle; membrane coat; AP-3 adaptor complex. Lineage: Eukaryota; Metazoa; Chordata; Aves; Gaviiformes; Gaviidae. Gene Ontology annotation, biological process: Golgi to vacuole transport; intracellular protein transport. Bases 46 to 660 code for a protein of 204 amino acids.